AUGAAUCAUUUCACCUUAAAGUUUCAUGACCCAAAAUUAGAACGUAAAUAUCAAGAAAAUUACUCUAAUGAACUAUAUGAUGCCUUUAAAUACACAAUGGUCUUACUCUCAUUAUCAAAUGUAAUUUUAAGCAUGUUUUGGAUUUAAAGGUAAUAAUUUGCUCUUGGAUGCAUGAUGAUAAUCAUCUGUUGUGGAUAAACAAUUGUAUUUUACUACAUACUAAUUAAAAAGCGAUUCAUUACUUUAGUAGGUUAUCUAAUAUCCAUCCUUAGUUUACUAUCAUCAUUUUAUCAAAUAAUGCCUUACUUUUAUACAGAAUUUUCUGAAACAGAAUUCAUAUGGAUUUUUGAUAUAUCCUAGUUUAUGGCAUUAAAUUUUGCAUUAAGCCCUAAUUUUAUACUAAAUCAGUUUCUUUAGUUUUUAUUUGUUUCAUCUCGAUUAUUUAUGAGGAACUUUGCUGCAAUAAAUCCAUUUUCCUUUAUUCUCAUAAUGUAUUUGAUACUAUUUUGGUAAAAAGAGUAUUUUAGAUAAAAGCAUAAUAGAAAUUAGUUUUUCUUAAAAGAACAGUAAAAAUAAUCCUUGUUUUUAUGGGAUAAUUUAAUUGAAGAAAAAAUAGUGUUGUUAUCUUAUGAUGAGACUUGGGAUAAAGUUGAACUUGUAUUUGCAAAUUAAUCAAUCAGAUAAAUAAUAGAUUUAGAUUCUAAAGAGUUUUUAAAAGAUUUUAGGAUUUCCAAUUUAAAAAUAGAUUUUUAUCAAUAUUUAUUAGAGCGAAUUCAUGAUAAGACCUAUCAAUUUUAAGUAAAAGUAAUACAUAAUACAAAAAAAAAAUAUGUAAUAGAUUGCAUAAUGAAUAAACUAGUAGAAUUGAAUAUAUCCUUAAAAUUUUCUGAGCUUUAAUCAGAAAAAGAUUAUUAAAAUAAUUAUUCAUAUCUCAAACUGUUAAAGAAAAUUAAAAUGAUAGACAAAUAACUAUACUAUAAAGAAAUUCAAAAGCAUAUCAUUUAAUAAUCAUACUACUUUAAAAGUGUAACAAUAGAUUAAGUUGAAUAACUAACUCUCAUUAAAUUAAGGGCUUUUAUGAAUUUUAUAAUCAAGAGUAAUCCUUCUAAAAUCUUAUUUGAUUUGCAUCAAUUUAAUACAAUAUUACCUCUCGUCUUUACUCUGCUUAGUUGUUUAAAAAAAUUAUAUAAGUUUUAAGAAAUUCAAUUCGUUGAACUAAACUAAAAUGAAGCCAAUUUAAUCAUAAUUGGAAAAAUAAAAAGGAUUCCUUAAAUGAGGGCAGAAGUUUGUAAAAAAAUAAUUAAUCAUAUUGUGGAUUAGAUUGGGUUAUAUGAAAGUGUUUUUUAUAUAACUUAAUUUAAAUGUACUUUAGUAAAUAUGUAAUUUAAAAUCGAAUCAAUUCCUUAGUAAAAUUAUUAUCUAAAUUUUAUAAUAGCUCUCUUGA
Paramecium pentaurelia is the source of this 1444-nucleotide messenger RNA. Lineage: Eukaryota; Ciliophora; Oligohymenophorea; Peniculida; Parameciidae. The record is from the annotation of a GenBank genome assembly.